UAUAUAUAUGAUGUGUGUAUGUUUGUGUUGUUCCGAUUUUUACUAGCUCUAAAGUGGUUUGUAGGUAAUGUCAGUCUUGGACUGAUGGAUAUUAUACUAAAUUAAUAUUAAAUGAUAGCGGAUAUCAAUUAAAAUCAAUGAUAGUGUUAUCAAAUUAGAGCAUCGCUGAACUCGACGGAAUACAGUGAGAAAUAAGAGUGAAUUGAGUGAGUGAAAUAAAUUAUGAAGAGUUGAGUGAAACAGUGAAGAUGCUGUCAAGAGGAGUUAAGUACAAGUUACUGGAGGAUGGCGACGGAGGUGAUCCCAGUCCAGACCUGGUCUCCGUGCGUGUCCCCAUCCAUGGCAUGACCUGCCAGUCCUGUGUGAGGAGCAUCGAGGGAUCAGUCCGGGAACUGCCGGGAAUUCACUACGUUAAGGUGGAGCUGUCAGAGAAGGCUGGUUAUUUCAAGUAUGACCCCAGCGCGUGCUCCGCGGACAGCAUCCGCUCUCAUAUAGAAGAUAUGGGCUUCGAGGUCACAGACAACAGUGACGGAGAGACGCGGAACCUCCUCAACCCAGAGAUCCCCACCGACACGCUGAUAGACAUGAGCACGGACGCCAGCCUGCUGCUCGCUGUGGUGGGGAUGACCUGCCAGUCCUGUGUCGACUCCAUACAGGGUGCCCUCAAAGACGUCCCAGGUGUAACCAGCUCAACAGUCAGCCUGGCCAAGGGCACGGCGCUGGUGACCUUCACCCCGGCCGAGGUCACUCCGGACCUCAUUAAGGACACCAUCUACAACCUCGGCUUCGACGUGGACAUCAUCAGCGUCACUGACAAAGAAGCAGAGAAUAAGGACCAGGGCGGCUCCGGGGACAGGCGGGCGCGCGCGGGAGGGGGGGAGGCCACCGCGAAGACGAACGGUAACGCGCCGUCAGAGAUAUCCAGGUGCACCCUGGAGGUGAAGGGCAUGACGUGCGCCUCGUGUGUCGCGGCCAUAGAGAAACAUUGUGCCAAAUUGACGGGUGUGCAUUCGAUAGUGAUAGCCCUCCUGGCGGCUAAGGCCGAGGUCCGCUACGAGCCGGCCAAGAUAUCCGCAGCAGCCAUCGCCGACUCCAUCACCGAGCUGGGGUUCAGCUCCGAGCUCAUCAGCGACAGCGGGGCGCCGAAGGAUUUGAACCUACUAAUCAAGGGCAUGACCUGUGCGUCGUGUGUCAACAAGAUAGAGAAGUCCCUCAUGAAGCUGAACGGCGUGGUCUCCUGUUCCGUGGCGCUCACCACCAGCAAGGGUAAAGUCAAGUAUGACCCCGAGGUAAUCGGUGCUCGCCGCAUCUGUGAUGCUGUAGGGGACCUCGGCUUCGAGGCCAACGUCGUGGGAUCGCAGCACAAAGGCACCGCCAACUAUUUGGAGCACAAAGAAGAGAUCCGUCGUUGGCGUAACGCGUUCCUGGUAUCCCUGAUAUUCGGCGCGCCGUGUAUGGCGGCCAUGACUUACUUCAUGCUGGGCAUGGGCCAUCACUCCGCCAGGGACAUGUGCUGCGUGCUGCCUGGACUCAGUCUCGAGAACCUGCUGCUGUGGCUGCUGGCGACCCCCGUGCAGUUUAUAGGCGGCUGGCACUUCUAUAAACAGGCGUACAAAGCGUUGAGACACGGGACAUCAAACAUGGAUGUACUUAUAUCUAUGACCACUACUAUAAGUUAUUUAUAUUCCGUGGGCGCAGUGAGCGCGGCCAUGGCGCUACAGAAGGACACCAGCCCUCUCACGUUUUUCGACACGCCGCCCAUGUUACUAGUGUUCGUGUCAUUAGGCAGGUGGCUAGAACACAUAGCUAAGGGUAAGACUUCCGAGGCGCUAUCAAAGUUGUUAUCUCUGAAGCCCACGGAGGCUGUUCUCGUCACCCUGGACCCUGAAGGCCGCGAGAUCUCGGAGAAGAACAUACCAGUAGACCUGGUGGAGAGGGGGGACAUUCUAAAGGUUGUUCCGGGAGCGAAGAUCCCAGUAGACGGAAAGGUGAUCUCCGGCCAGAGCACCUGUGAUGAAUCUCUCAUAACCGGGGAGUCCAUGCCGGUCGCUAAGACCAAAGAUUCCCUGGUGAUAGGAGGCAGCAUGAACCAACACGGCGCGCUGCUGGUGAGGGCCACUCACACCGGCGAGGCCAGCACACUCGCACAGAUCGUGAGGCUGGUGGAGGACGCGCAGAGCAGCAAGGCACCCGUACAAAGACUCGCUGACACUAUCGCCUCUUACUUCGUGCCGAUGGUGGUGUUCCUGUCGCUGCUGACGUUGGUCUGCUGGACCAUCAGCGGCGCCCUGGACGUGGACAGAAUCAAGGCUAUCACUCCGGAGAUCUACCGCGACGCGGGAUUCUCGGACUGGGAGCUGAUAGUGCAAACGGCCUUCCACUUCGCCCUGUCGGUGUUGGCGAUAGCCUGUCCCUGUGCGCUAGGGCUCGCCACGCCCACGGCCGUCAUGGUGGCCACGGGCGUGGGCGCGCGGCUAGGACUGCUCAUCAAAGGGGCAGAGCCUCUUGAGAACGCUCACAAGGUCAAGACGGUGAUAUUCGACAAGACUGGCACCGUCACGCGAGGGGACACGUCCGUGGCGAGGGUCUCCAUACUGACGGGCGACCCCUCCACCUUACCGGAAGUCAUCACGUGUAUCCUGACAGCGGAACUGAACAGCGAACAUCCGGUCGCCUCCGCCAUCGUGCGGUGGUGUACGAGCGUGGUGGGCUCCCCACGAGCACUCGUCCGAGGCUUCACGGCGGCUCCGGGGUGCGGGUUGCGAGCACGCGUGCUCCUGACCGAGCGACCCCCGGGACUGGACAAGGAUGGAGUCCUGUCACAUCUGGGGGGAGUCCCCGUGGAGCUGGUGGGAGGGGAGGGAGACGCCGCGCUCAGCUCCGCCCAGGCCGCUGCCAGGUUACAGAGGGUCAUCAAGGCGGCGGAGCAGGGGGAGGAGGUGGAGCAGGUGGUGCUUAUAGGGAACAGAGAGUGGAUGCACAGGAACGGAGUCAUGGUCCCUCGAAGGGUGCAGGAACAGCUGCGGACGGACGAGGAGUUAGGGAGGACGGCUGUACUGGUAGCCAUUAACGACCAACUGGUGUGCACGAUCGGCGUGUCGGACCAGGUGAAGCCUGAGGCGCACCUGGCCGUGUACUGCCUCAAGAAGAUGGGGUUGGAGGUGUGUCUGCUGACGGGAGACAACAAGAAGACGGCCGCGGCCAUAGCGAGACAGGUGGGAAUCAAUAAGGUGUUCGCGGAAGUGCUGCCCUCACACAAGGUGGCCAAGGUCCAGGAGUUACAGGACAAGGGGCAGAAGGUGGCCAUGGUGGGUGACGGUGUCAAUGACUCCCCGGCGCUGGCUCGAGCUGAUGUCGGUGUAGCCAUCGCCAGCGGUACGGACGUGGCCGUGGAAGCAGCCGAUUUAGUGCUUAUGAGGAGCGACCUGCUGGACGUGGUGUCGUGCCUGCAGCUGUCGCGGGUCACGGUGCGCCGCAUCAGGAUGAACUUCGUGUUCGCUUCCGUCUACAACCUGCUGGGCAUCCCGCUGGCCAGCGGAGCCUUCGCGCUCUACGGCCUGCAGCUCCAGCCGUGGAUGGCGUCCGCUGCUAUGGCCAUGAGCUCGGUGUCCGUGGUGUGCUCCAGCCUGCUGCUGAAGACCUUCAGGAAGCCGACGAUGGAGCAGCUGAAAACUCCAGAGUAUCUCCAGUCCUUACACCAGGAACAGCUGGAGCAGCUGGAGGCGGUGGCGGUUCACCGCGGCCUGGACGAGAAGUUGGACCCUCAGGACAAAGGCACGCCUCUGGCCAAAAGUCGCGUCUCUCUCACGUCGCCGCUCGUAAAGUGCUGACGGUUGUUCACCCGCAGCAAGUCCACCGACGACUUCCUCCUGCGCGAGGAGGACGACCUGCUGACCGUCUCCUUCAUACCGAAGAGGUCGAGCUAGGAGCAGCUGUCCACAGCUGAUGUCACGUUACCAAUGUUAUGUACAAAAUAUAUACCUGAUUUAUAUAAAAAAUAUAUUAUUAUUUGGUAUCGCAAGUGAGGCUAACGUCGUGGCCGCCGUCUCAACCCCUACGGGUGUGGUUUCUGUUAUCUAUGCCCGUAGCGAGUGUUGCGUGCAGAGCCCCAUACGUCUACAGACUGUCUGAUCAGUAUUGCUGUGUGUGUGUCUUUUCGAACUUUACUCCUGUAAAUAUAUAGAUGUGUAUUAUAUUUUUGUAUGGAAAUAAAUUAUAUAUACAAUC
Molecule: messenger RNA, 4227 nt
Organism: Danaus plexippus (monarch butterfly)
Lineage: Eukaryota; Metazoa; Arthropoda; Insecta; Lepidoptera; Nymphalidae
Gene: ATP7
Product: copper-transporting ATPase 2
Exons: 30
Coding region: 249-3830 (1193 amino acids)
Biological process (GO): monoatomic cation transport; copper ion homeostasis
Cellular component (GO): membrane
Molecular function (GO): copper ion binding; P-type divalent copper transporter activity; ATP binding
Source: RefSeq, a predicted model, not a curated record